This is a messenger RNA of Uncinocarpus reesii 1704, 2007 nucleotides long. RefSeq lists its product as uncharacterized. Gene Ontology annotation, molecular function: protein binding. The transcript has 3 exons. Lineage: Eukaryota; Fungi; Ascomycota; Eurotiomycetes; Onygenales; Onygenaceae. The coding region runs from base 1 to 2007 and encodes 668 amino acids. The record is from RefSeq and is a predicted model, not a curated record.
AUGGCAAAGGACAAAAAAGCCAAAAAAGCUGAGCAGAAAGCCCGUACCGUCGCAAAGCAGGCCAAGAAAGCUUCCCAAAAAGAAAAGAAGGGCAAAUCAAAGGGCAAUGCACAAGAUGACAGUGAUGUCGAAGACGUCGAUUUGGAUGCUGUCCUGGCAGCCUACGCGGAAGAGCAAGCAAAGUUCCUCAAAGUGACAGAAUCAAGCAGUGGGCCACCUGCACCCCGCUCAUCUUCAACCCUUAUUGCAUCCCCGUCGAAUCGCAAUGAACUCCUUCUUUUUGGUGGCGAGUACUACGACGGAGCGCUGGCCACAUUUUUCAAUAACUUAUAUAUUUAUUUGAUUGAUAGGAAUGAGUGGCGUGAGGUUACCAGUCCCAACAGCCCAUUGCCUAGGAGUGGACAUGCAUGGUGCCGUGGAGGAAACGCUGGAGGAAUUUACCUCUUUGGUGGAGAAUUCUCGUCCCCGAAACAGGGUACCUUUUAUCAUUAUAAUGAUUUUUGGCAUUUGGACCCUUCCACAAGGGAGUGGACUCGCCUGGAGACCAAGGGUAAAGGCCCUCCAGCACGAAGUGGCCAUAGAAUGACUUAUUUUAAAAAUUACAUCAUAUUAUUUGGAGGUUUCCAGGAUACCUCGCAACAGACGAAAUAUCUACAGGAUCUCUGGAUAUAUGAUUGUCAGAAAUAUACGUGGUACAAUUCGGUCUUGCCCCCUGCAUCGCAGAAACCUGAUGCUCGUUCGUCCUUUUCAUUUCUCCCACACGAGUCCGGGGCGGUCCUGUAUGGCGGGUAUUCCAGAGUUAAAAUGUCUGUGACAGCUGGCAAGGGCCAAAAAGGCGGCAGCUCCCAGCGUAUGACGCUGAAGCCAAUGGUUCAUCAGGAUACAUGGUUUUUGCGUAUCACACCGCCCGCAGCUGAUGCUCCGGCGAGCUCGCAACCAACUGUGCGGUGGGAGCGCAGGAAAAAGCCAGCUAACCCACCCAAUCCACCACGGGCUGGAGUGACAAUGGCAUAUCACAAAGGCCGUGGGAUUUUAUUUGGCGGCGUUCACGAUGUUGAAGCAACGGAAGAAGGUAUUGACAGCGAAUUUUUCGACACUCUGUAUGCGUGGAAUAUCGAGCGCAAUCGUUUCUUUCAGUUGUCUCUUCGAAAACCGAGAGCUGGGAACAAAAAGCAACAAGCUGGGUCACAGGCGGUGAAAUCACGAAAUCGAAGCAAAGAAGAUGAGGAAGAGCUCCUUCGCAAUCUAGCUCGCCUAGAGGCGAAAGGGGGCCUAUCUCAUAAAGAUAAUAUGGAGAUGGAGAUACACGCCAUAACCACAGAGGACGAGGAUAUAGAUUUGAAGCAGUCACUGCCAGUGAAGUUUGAAAUGCCACAUCCAAGAUUUAACGGACAACUUGCCGUCCAGGAAGAUACACUUUUUAUAUACGGCGGAACAUUUGAACGCAAGGAUCAAGAAUUCACAUUUAACGACCUGUACUCCAUUGAUCUGAUGAAACUCAAUGGGGUCAAAGAGAUUUUCUUUGAAGAACCCGAGCACUGGAAUGACGCUGCCAAUGUAGAGAGCGAUGAAGAAAUGGAAGACGAGGAAUCUGAAAGCGAAAACGAGGAUGAAGAAAUGGCGUCUGUGGAAGCUGCGUCCACUGCACUCACGGAAAUUACGGAGCCGAAUGCCAUGGAACUUGAGGCUGAACAGGAACCGGUGGAAAUGCAGCUCCAAGAUUCACGCCCACAUCCCAGGCCGUUUGAAAGCCUACGGGAGUUCUUCACUAGAACGUCCACGGAAUGGCAGGAGAUCCUCUUGACUAAGCUAAAAGAUAGCAACGCAGCGACGGAAAAAACGAUCAAGGAGUUGAGAAAAGACGCAUUCGAUUUGGCGGAGGAGAAAUGGUGGGAUUGUAGAGAGGAGAUUACUGCUUUGGAGGAUGAACAGGAGGAAGCUGGGAUUGGAGAAGUGGUUAGCAUGUCAGAAAGGGCAGAGAUGCCGUCUGCCGGUAGAAGGAGAUAA